Messenger RNA from Mya arenaria, 6067 nucleotides. Its product is annotated as zinc finger protein 729-like. The coding region runs from base 486 to 4691 and encodes 1401 amino acids. The transcript has 8 exons. Lineage: Eukaryota; Metazoa; Mollusca; Bivalvia; Myida; Myidae. Gene Ontology annotation, cellular component: nucleus. Gene Ontology annotation, molecular function: DNA binding. The record is from RefSeq and is a predicted model, not a curated record.
UUGUAGAAAAAUAAUCAGCAUUAUAAGUCCAAGGAUGUCUAAUAUCGUGGCCUAAGAAGAAAUCAGUAGACAAAUGGCCGAAAGUUCAAAUAGAUCUACAAGAGAAACUGAUUUUUAUUAUGUACAGUAUGUUAUCAUGCAACCUAUUAUAAAAUGAAUCCUAAAAUGAAGUUAAAAAAGUACUAGUUUAUUUAAUAGUAUACACCAGUAAACAAAACUGGAGCCUUUUUCCUUCGGCAUCAUACAAGUACAAAUUUGAAUAGACCGAUUUAUCGGGCUAUUUUAUUGAUAAUGCACAAGUCAAUUGUAACCACGGCCCCCAGUUCAUAGAGUAUACUGGGGAUAGCCAGGGAAAUGGGCAGUGUUUUUAUACCAUCCCGGUGGCCCCACAGAGCCUGGUGAAUGCGGUGGUUUGGGCUUCAUGCCAAAAUUAGCGGUUGACUGCUAAACGAAGCUGAACUUCACUGAUCCUAUUCAACGAAAGCAUGGAGAAAACAAAGAGCAAAAGCUUGUAUCCCUUUGUGUGUGGAAUCUGUUCAGAGAAAUACAAAAGUCUUGCCAAAUACCAUGCUCAUAUUCAGGGCCAUGGGAUUGUAGAAGAACUGGACUCUGAUAAUGAAGGUUCGGAAACAGAUAAAGCAGUGGAGAAUGAACGAAGUACCAGUAAGAAGUCUUCUAGUGAUAGUUUCAAAUGUGGUAUUUGUAUGGAAGAUUUUUCAUCUAUGACAUUGCUGCACAAUCACAUGGUGAACGAAGAGAAGAUCACUAGCUAUAACUACAGCGAUACUGAUCACAUUGCAAGGGCAAGUAUACUUGAAACUGGAAUUGACAUAAGUCCGAAACCAAGAGGUAGGGGAAGACCUAGGAAAAUAAAAAAUGAAAUACCUUCUUCACCUAAAGAAGACACAAUCCAACAACAAACAGAAAUAGCUGUGGAAGCUGUUGAUGAAAAAUCGCCAGCAAAAAGGGGUAGAGGGAGACCUCCUAAAAGGUUAAUUGAUGAUGACAACACGAGGAUAACAAAGUUGCAAAAGAGAGAUGCUGAAAUUACAGCAGAAGAAAGUGCUGACAUGGAUGAGGAAAUUGAAGAACAGGUGGAACAGGACGGCAAAGGAAGUAUGAUUAAGAGAGGAAGAAGGGGAAGACCAAGAAAGAGUUCUAAAGUUGAGGAUUUAGACGAUGAUUAUGUACCGGAACAGGUUGAGAUUUAUAGUAGUCCUAGAAACAAGAAGAAGAUAAUUGCAGAUGAUCAUGAGCCUCCAAGGAAGAGACAUGGUGUUGUUGCAAUUAAGAAAGACCUACUGCAGGAGAGCGGCAAUGAGAGUGCAGGUGAAGACCGUGGUACAAGAAGAAGUUCCAGUAGGCGGGAAGUGAAACUUGUUGAUUAUAAAGCAUUAGCAGGACUGGGGUCCCCAUCUAGAGUUAAAUCAAAUGCAGAAAAGGAAAAGAGUACCUCAAGAUUGAAGUCAGAAUAUUCUGAUAAAGGCACGGGCAUGGAAGUUGAUACUAAUGAGAGGAAAGAAAAGAAGUCGAAAACACAAAAAAUACCUGUCGUAGCGUUGAAGAAGAUAGACAAAGUAAAGACAAGUGAUUUGGAAAAGGAGCAGAAAUCGACUGCUGAUGGAAUGAAAGAUAUCAAAAAUAAGAAAAAGAAAUCUGAAGUUAAGAAUGAUUCUGAAGUAAGCAAGAAUUCACAGAAGCUGGGUUUGGUUGAUCUUGGAAAUGUAGAGAUUGAAGAAGUUAACAAUGAUGAACUAGCAGCGGAGGCUUUCAUGGACUUUGUCGAUAUUGAUACUGAUAACACUGAUGAUAAAACUGAACAGAAACUCUCAAAGAAAGAUAAGUUCAAACUGAGUAAUGUGAUAAAAAAUAAAUACUUCAAGGGAAAAGUCUUGACAAGAAAAAACAUGUUGUACACUUGUAAUAUCUGCAGCCGAUUAGUACCAUACAAGGGUUUAAAAAGACACAAGCUGUCUCAUGUCAAGGGGAGGCUUGAACCUAAAUGUAAGAUAUGUAAAAAGUUUUACAAAUCCAGAUUCCACCUUGAGGACCAUAUGCGGUCAGUUCAUAGCAGGACAAAAUAUCUCUGUCCUAAAUGUUCUAAAAAGUUUGCAUCAAAACAAGCGAUUGAGCAACAUAUUGCAAGACAUAUUCUGCUUCGGCAUAUACCUGAAACAUCUUUAGAGGAUGUACCUUAUGAAGUUCUCAAAGCUUCACCGCAGACAUCAGAAGAUGACAGGAAAUAUGAUAAUGAUGACAGUGAGGGUGCUGAUUACAAAGUAAAAACAGAUGCAAAAGAUGAAAUUUCUUUCGUUGAAUUUGUUGAUGAAUAUGGCAAUACUGUUAUGUCAAGGGAGACCAAAACAGAGGAUAUUGACAAAAUACAGAUUGAGGCAAUAGAAAGAGUUGAUGAAAAUGGGAAACCUGUUUAUUUAUUUGGAUCAGAGGAUGGGAUAUUUGAAAUGGUAAAGAACAAAGAUGUUGUAAAGAAAUGGAAAGAAAACAAGCUUAGUGAUCCAAGUACUGACAAAAAGUACAUUAAAAGCAUUGAAACUGAUUUCAUGGAAGAGGAGUUGGCCUCAGUAAGUGAAAAAAGACUGUUGCAUCCAAAUACAUGUUCAAUGUGUCUCAAGGCGUUCAUGAAUAAAGAAGCCUGUGACAGACAUGUGAGAAGAUUCCAUCAUAAUCGGAUCUAUUUUUGUACACUUUGCAGAAAAGAACUGGUCAGAAAGGAGUAUUUCCAUGAUCAUAUGAAAAUGCACAUCAGGAGAUGUGAACUGCAAGAGUCUGAGGUUGAUUUUGAGGCUACUGUAAACAGACUUGAAGUUCAUCUGUUUAAAGAACCCAAAGAUGAUGAAGAAGUCAUUCCCCUGUCAAGACGCAAGAACACAUAUUGCUUUUUUUGCAAAAAGGAGUAUCACAUUCGAGAUAAAUACACACAGCACAUGAGAAAAGUACACAAUCCAAGAGUCCACUACUGUGAAUUGUGCAAGAAACAUAUGAGGAAAAAAGAUGCCUUCAAGAAACACAUGGAGGGACACAUAAGGAAUAAUGAAAUUGCAAGAGAGGAUAUUGAUUUUAAUAGAACAAUAAGGAUCCUGAACGCAAAACUGGAAAACAGUGUCUAUGUCAGUGCAGAGAAUGGAAAGCCAAUUGACGGUGAUGAUGAUUUUGAUGAACUUGCUGAAGCGGCUGAACUUCAGGAUGAAGACAUGGCAGGUGUUGAUGAGAAAGUAAAUGUUAAGAAGACCAUAACUGUAAAAGUUGAACCUGAAGCUCAUCAUGUCAAUGUCAGCUUAAAUGAAGAGUCAGAGACCGGUCGUUGCUCACGGUGCCCAUUUAGAUGCUCUUCAAAAGAAGAACUUGAUCAGCAUUUGGUGAAGCAUGAUCCACUUAAAAAUCUGACAUGUAAGGAUUGCAAUUUCGUGCAUGAAUCACCUGAGAGUAUGCUUGCUCACAAGUGCCCAAGCCGUAAAGAAAAUGUUCCUCAGCAGUGUACUAUAUGCGAAGCAUAUUACACAUCAAAGAGGGCAUAUCGAAAGCAUAGAGUAAAGCAUCUGAUGAGAAAUGACGAGUACCAUUCAAAAGAGACUGUUGAAAAACUGCAGACAGAAAUGGCACAGGAAUAUAAAGAAAAACUCAUUCAAAUGCCGAAGGUAGAAUUUACAUCGCGGCAGGAGUAUUGGACUAGCUGUGAGAUAUGUGGAAAAAAGGUAAAUCGGAAGAGAUUGAAACGCCAUAAAGAGAUACACAGGGACUCUCUGGACUUUGAAUGUGAGGUGUGCAGUAAAAGGUUCAAAAGUUUGCGAUACCUGAAGGACCACAAGAUGAAGACACACGACAAACAAGCGGACCAGAUAUGUAACAUCUGUGGAAACAUGUACAAAGGAACGAAGUACCUUGAGAUCCACAUGCAGACCCAUGGACCGAAGGACAAGAUUUGCCCCAAGUGCGGAAAGGGUUUUACCACUGCUCUCUACCUCAGGGUGCACAUGCAGACUCAUCUAGGCCGGAAGAGCUUCAAGUGCCAGAAAUGUGAGGCAGCGUUUAGCCACCGUGCCCGACUCGUUAUUCACCAGGUGGAGGUCCAUGGCUUGAAGCCCGGUAGCAAGUGUAAAUACUGCUUUGAAGAAUUUCCAUCACGGCAGAAGGCCAGAAUUCAUGAGAGGCGAGUGCAUGAGGGCUACAUUCCUCAAGGGAAAAAGAAGAAGAGGCGUGUCAUGCUGCCAUCGCAUCACAAGACGACAAUACCUGCUGGUGAGGGAUACAUGGUGGUGAUGGGAAAUAAGAAGCAGCCAAAAUACGUGGUUGGAAAGAGAAGAACUACAGGUGCUCCGACUGUUGUCCAGACUAAAGGUCAUGUGACUGCUACCAAUGGUGACCAUCAUUACCAGUCUGAAGAUAUAGGGACACGCAUUAUUACCGAGGACGGGGAGGAGAUACAGCUUGUGAUUGAGCACCAUGAUCAAGACUCCGAGCUCGUGCAGUAUGUGGAAGCAGAUAGUGACGGAGAACAACAGAAGUAUGUGGUCCAAACCACAGAGGAUGGGUCCCAAACAGAGCUGGGCUCGCCCACACAGCAGGUACUCGAGAUUCCUGAGGACGCGCAGCAAUGUCAGAUCAUCCUUUACCCUGACGGGACAUUCAAAUUGCUCAAUGUUAUGGAUCAGGAGAAGGAAUCGUCCUCUUAGCCCAGGGAAUGCAGCGUUAAAAUUUGUUCAAUGUUGCCAUUUGUUAUAGUUAUUAUUGUGAACAAUUAGUUAAUGUUGGAUCACUCCUAUUGGGCCGAUUGCUCAGAACUUUGUAGUUAACAAGAUCCUUAUUAACUUCUAAACUUGAAAUAUGUUCUCAUCUAUUUAAUUAAACCAAGUACAUCGGAAAACAUUGUCUAAAAUCUUGUAAGAAAUACUGCAAAUCAAAAGUAUUGAUUAACUUGCCAGAGCCUCAAGAUUUGAAUGAUGACAAAGAUGAUGUUAACAACAUUGUUAACUUUAACAAAGUUCUGAACAAUCCACUUAUUAUUGAUUUUCCAUAACCUUUUCUUAAAUGAUACAGGUAUUCAUAUUUAAGCAGAAACAGACAACAUUUUCACAAUGCCACUAAGAGACAUAUGACUGCAUGCAUUUGUUAAAUAAAACAUACAUGCUGUGAACAUUUAUGCUUUAAAUAAAAGUAUUAUAAUGAAAGUAUAAUAAUAUUGUAUCACAACUUUAAAAUGGAGUUGAGCGUUAUCAAGAACAAAAGUUCGAAUUUUAUGACUGAUAAUUGUACUGUUUUGUAACACAUUUUAUUAUUAUUUUUUUUAUUGUUUUUAUAAUAGUAAUAUAAUUAUAUUUAAAUGAACAGUUAUUUUCCUGUAAAUAUUUACACCACAACUUUCAUUCCUUCAAUAAACAGACUUUUAGCAAUUGCGAAUAUUUUCCGAUGAAUUCAACAUCUUUUGAUAUUUUCAGAUUACGAAUCAUACUGUAUUAAUAUAAAUAGCAUACUAUUGUUUAUAUUCUUUUAAGCUGGCCAUGAAAUAUUGAAAAGUGUUAAAUUAUGUUUUGUUAAAUGUAUUUUGUUAAUAGCGUUUCAAUUUUACGUUAAAAAUUGAUUUCAUUUUCGAACUAUAUUUUGUCCGUAGCAAUGAAAUGUGUAAACCGGUCGAGUGGUCCUAUCAACAGCAUGGGUUAGAAAGAAUUACUGUAAGGUUUUCUUAAAUAAAAUUAAGUAAUUUAUUAACAAUUCUGAAAAGAAAUCAUGAGCUAUUGUUGUAAAUAUAAGUAAAGAGUUGCUUGAUUGAUGUCAUUAUCAGGGAUGUGAAUGCAGUUGGGCUGGUUAAAGCAUGCACACUUUAAUCAGGCCAAAUGCGUUCAUACCCUGAUAAUGACAUCAAGCACGGAAUUCAUUCCUUCAAUGUAUCUUUUUGUUAUUAUUACCUAUUUGAAUAUGUUUCUUUUUCUCAUUGAACAAGCAGGCACCCUUUGUGUUUAAUCCAUAAUGUAUGUAAUGGUACCAAAAUGAUAUAGUAAUGCUGUUCAAUUAAAGUAGUUCAUGAGAUCAUGGGAAUAAACUUUUGAAAGUU